Molecule: messenger RNA, 1923 nt
Organism: Cannabis sativa
Lineage: Eukaryota; Viridiplantae; Streptophyta; Magnoliopsida; Rosales; Cannabaceae
Product: LRR receptor-like serine/threonine-protein kinase FLS2
Exons: 1
Coding region: 1-1782 (593 amino acids)
Molecular function (GO): protein binding
Source: RefSeq, a predicted model, not a curated record
AUGCAUAUUCUGAAUUGGGUUCCAGCUCUUUUGUUCGUCUCCGCAUUCUUUGGUUUGUUUGUGGAGUCUUUGGGUGAAGCAACCCCAGUUUCCUCAGGGUCGGAUAGAGCUGCACUUCUUGGAUUCAAGGCCAAAAUCGUAAAGGACACAACUGAUAGUCUCUCUACUUGGAUCAGCAAGGACUGCUGCGAUGGAGGUUGGGAAGGUGUUGAGUGCAAUGAAGCUGGGAGAGUCACUGUACUCCAGUUACAGAGACCAGAGAAAGACAGUACACUUUACAUGAAAGGCACUCUGUCCUCUUCUCUGAGCAAUUUGCCUUUCUUGGAAGUGUUGGUGAUAAGUGGUUUGAAGCAAAUCACUGGUCCAAUUCCUCAAGGCUUCUCAAAUUUAAUUCAUCUCACUCAGCUAUCCCUCGAGGACAACUCUCUCACAGGUAGUAUCCCUCCUGGUUUAGGUCGUUUGCUCUUACUUCAGGGGCUUUCAUUGAGUGGCAACCAUUUGACUGGGGAGAUUCCUUCGAGUCUAGGAAAUCUCAGAAAUCUUCGACAGUUGAAUUUGGCAAGAAACUCUCUUAGAGGUUCAGUCCCACCCACUUUGCAAAAUAUUCACGGUUUGCAGUACCUUGAUCUCAGUCACAAUCAACUGUGUGGGUUACUCCCAGAGUUUUUAGGUCAUUUCCAAAACAUCACCUUUCUUGACCUUUCCUAUAACCGAUUGUCAGGGCAGAUGCCCAUUUCAUUGUUCAGUUUGGCCAAGCUUCAGGACUUGUCCUUGAGCCAUAACCAGCUCACAGGUAAAAUACCAGCUCAAAUUGAAGGCUUGAAAUCCCUUACUAGUCUCUCUCUGAGUGCAAAUAGGUUCAGUGGUAAUAUUCCUGCAUCUGUUUCAAGAUUGCAGAAUCUUUGGUACCUUAACCUGUCCAGAAAUGCACUCUCCAAUCCUCUACCAAAUACUUUAGCCAGGGGAAUCCCUUCUCUUUUAUCAAUAGACCUCUCCUACAAUAAUCUCAGCUUGGGGAUUGUUCCGGAUUGGAUCAAAAGUAGACAGCUUUCUGAUGUCCACUUAGCAGGUUGCCAACUCAAAGGAAUCCUCCCAAGCUUCACCAGCCCAGAUUCUUUGACCUCCAUUGACUUGUCGGACAAUCACUUCAGUGGCGGGCUUGCAAGGUUCUUCACCAACAUGUCAAGUCUGCAAAAGCUCAAGCUCUCAAACAACCAACUCAAGUUUGAUCUUUCCCAAAUGAAUUUGCCAGAAGGGCUCACAGUCAUCGAUUUCAGCUCAAAUCAAAUUGUUGGACCCCUCUCGAAGAUCAUAAACAAUGGGACAAGUGGCUUUUUGGAGGUUUUAGAUGUAUCAAGGAAUCUAAUUUCAGGUAAAUUCCCAGAGUUCAGAGAAGGAUUGAGGUUGAAAACACUCAAUGUAGCAAGUAACAAGAUCAGUGGAGUACUCCCCAGUUCAAUUUCCAACUUGAUUAACCUUGAAAAGCUAGACAUUUCAAGAAACCUCAUUACAGGCACUAUCCCAACAAGUCUAGGACUUCUGAUAAAACUUCAAUGGCUUGACCUCUCCAUCAAUGCCCUGUCAGGAAAAAUUCCAAAUAGCUUAUUGGGAAUUGAAGCUAUGAGACAUGCAAGCUUCAGGGCAAACAGAUUAUGUGGAGAGAUCCCACAAGGCAAGCCAUUUAACAUCUUCCCUGCAGCUGCUUAUGCCCAUAAUCUGUGUUUAUGUGGCAAGCCCUUGGCACCUUGCAGGGGAAAGAAAACAGCAGAGAAGAGCCAGUAAAAUGCUGACUCCGUUGCUCAAAGAUAUGCUCAUGUCAUAUGAGCAUUUUCACAUAUUAAUUCCACUAUUCCAUUUCCACCUAUAUAAUAUUUAUUCAUUUUCACAUUUAGUUACAUCAAUGAAAUUGCUUUUACCAUUCUA